Molecule: messenger RNA, 537 nt
Organism: Funneliformis mosseae
Lineage: Eukaryota; Fungi; Glomeromycota; Glomeromycetes; Glomerales; Glomeraceae
Source: the annotation of a GenBank genome assembly
AUGGACACACUAAAGGGUCCAAAAGAAUUAAAUAAACCUUAUUUCACUUUGGAAUCUAAUCUUGAGCCGUCUGAUCUUAUUCAAACUUCUAAACGUCUUUUGAGCGGUUUAAGUCCUAAAUUAAAACAAUCAUUUCGUCUAGUAGUUUUCUUUAAAGAAAAAUUUAAUAUUUAUCUUCGUACUAUACCUGAUUUUGCUGAAGCUGUUAAAAUUGCGAGAGAAUAUGUUACAACUACAUGCCUUAAUGUUUCACCUGAGAAUAAAGCCUCAUUUAUUAUAGAUUAUAAAGGAACAGAAAAAGGCAAAGCAUUUAAUCUUUGUCUAUACUUUUCUAACUAUAAAUUUACUAAAGAAGAGUGCAGUCAGGGAGAUCAUCCCGAUAUUGUUUGCAAAGCAGAUGUGGUAACUAGAAAUGGAAGAAAAGUUAAAUGCAAUUUUUAUUUUGCCACAAAACUUGUCGUGAAUGAACUAAGUGAUGAUGAUGUUAACUACAGACAUUAUAAUAAUGAAGCUUUAGUACAGAAAGAGGAAUUUUGA